AUGGUAAUUUGCUUCUUAGGCGUUCUUAAGACAGGCGCUUUGUACGUGCCCGUCGAUGUGGAAUCUUGGAGCAAAGAUCGCAUCCAAUCAACGCUGAAGCGAGUAUCUGCCCGUGUCGUUUUGAAUACCAGUACGGAGGAAUAUCCUGGAUACGAGGAAAUUUCGCUGAAAGAAAUCGAAAGUGCCUUUACACCGACCAUCGAGCGACACUGGGAUAACGAACUGGAUCGCCCCUGGAAACGAAUUGAUCCCAGUGACCUUGCCUUUAUAAUUUUUACAUCAGGCACAACCUCUACGCCAAAGGGGGUCAUGAUUCCUCACAGUUCAGUCCUAAAUUAUGUCCAACAAGGAGGAGAAAUAACACCGUUCAACUUGAGCUCGUCUCCAGCUGAUAUAGUUAUUUUAAUCUUUUCUCCCGCUUUUGAUGCUUGCACGGCUGUUACCGUGUCGGCAUUGUGUAAUGGCGCGGAGCUGAAGAUUGCCACUCCGGCCGAUUUCUUGUACACCGCGACACUCUGCACAAUUAUGGCAUGUACACCUUCAGUGUUGGCUACAAUUCAGGAUCCGGCGAGCUAUUCCAACUUGCGAGCCAUCAUGAUUGGGGGAGAAGCAGCCCCCGCUUCACUGGUUCGCAAGUGGGCAGCAUCUUUGCCGACUUCUCCCAUAUAUAACUUCUACGGGCCUACAGAAACUACUUUUGCAUGUCUGGUGUCUCGACUUUACCCUGAUAAGCCAAUCACUUUGGGGCGUCCAAUGUCAAACAGCCGUGUAAUGUUACUUGAUGGGCAAGCCGAGUCUCACUACGGGGAGAUUUGCAUUGCUGGACCAGGCCUAGCCAGAGGAUACUAUGAGAAUGAAUUACUUACAGCUGACAAAUUUGUUUAUUGGCAAGGCGAAAGGAUAUAUCGCACUGGGGAUUUUGCACGAUGGACAGACCACGGGCUAGAAUUUGCCGGACGCAAGGACAACAUUGUCAAGAACCGUGGAUUCCUUGUGAGCCUUGAUGGACAAGUGAUUCCCAUGUUAUGCAGCCACCCGAAGGUUAUGGCGGCUACGGCUUUUAUGCAUCAAGGCCGCCUUGUGGCCUUUGUAACGCCGGAAGACAUUGAUGGGGUCGCGUUGCGGAAGAUCUUGACUGAGAAAUACGAUUCCUUCAUUAUCCCGGAUAUUAUUCGUCCAGUGGAAAUCCUUCCACUUACUGCAAAUGAUAAAAUCGACAACCGUGCCUUACAAGCGCUGCUGAGUGGCGACAAUCUAGUACAUGAUGUGUCCAGUCAUGGCUCAAAAAUGGACAUACUGAAAGCUGCGCUUUCUUUUGCCAUAUCUCUACCGCCAUCGGAGAUCCCUGACAACAGUUCUUUUGCUGAAUUAGGAGGAAAUUCCUUGGCAGGAUUGAAAGUGCUAUCUUUUCUGCGUACCAAAGGAUUCCACAUGCGGCUUGGACCGCUUUUUGAUCUACCAAAUCUAUCUACUAUUCAUGAUGCUAUGGCAAAAUUUGUUGGUACCGAAGAAGAGGAUGGCACCUCAGACCAAAAGCCGACUCUAGCUUCAGGACCCAUGACGUCUCUUCAGACCAAGAUGAUUCGAACAGGAAUUAGAAAUCCUGCCACGAGUUACAUGCUGUUGCGUAUGACUCUCCCAUAUUCAGGCAAUGCAUUUAGUGGAGAAACGCUUCAAUCCGCAUGGCAACAAGUCAUUGAGAGACAUUCAAUCUUUCGCACAGCCUUCAAUCUCAAAGAUCAAACACAACAUGUACAACAGAAGCUUCACCUUGACUGGAAAAAUGAGGAAACAACUCGCGACCAGCUAGAACGUGUGAUUCGGAUACGCUCCCAAGAAAUGCGCAAGAGGAUCUCAUACUUGGGAGAUGGAGACACAUUUAUCCCUAUUUCAGCUUAUCGCUUGAUCAUAGUUCCCAAUGUUGCUUCUACGUUCUUGGCUCUGGUGCACCACAGUUUAGUGGAUGGUUGGUCAUUCAGCAUCAUAUUAGAAGAGCUCCGUCUAGCAUUGGAUGGCAAGCCGCUCUCAGAGCCUCCGCAAUUCAUCAACAUCGCUUUAGCUCAAAAGCGACUGCAACAAGACCCUCAAGGCAAUGAAUUUUGGGAGAAAUGCUUAAAGGACGGUUUGGCGCAACCGAAGCUGAGGCUGCCGAAACCAUCGGUCGAUGUUCCAGUGGCUGACUGGUCCAAGAGCCUGCAAGUCAACCUUGGAUUUGGAUCGAAAGAGCUGGAAGCCAAAAGUCGCCUUCGUCGUAUUACACCAGCGACGGCAAUAUAUACAGCAUGGGGAUUGGUGUUAUCAAAUUAUAGCUUUUCUGACCGAGUGGCUUUUGGUGUGGUGUUUUCUGGAAGGAAUAUCGAUGCAGCGGGAGCCGAUCGAGUCGUCGGGCCGCUGCUCAACACAUGCCCGUUUCCCCUCGAGUUCAAAGAAAGCCAAUCUGUGGCUGAUAUACUUUCUGACGCUCAGAGUCAGCUGCUACAGAUGCUCGAGUUCCAAUGGUGCGCUGAUAAUGCCCUGGCCAAAAUGCCAUCCGAAAGGAUAGCCAAUGCUUUCCAGACAAUUGUGGUCGUGGAGUACGAUCUCCCGUCACAAUCGGGGUCUUGCGAGGCGAUACCAAAGCCAUGGAAAAUUGAACGAGAAGACAUGAUGGAAUUUGGCAUAACUCUUCUGCUUGAGGAUGAAAGCGAUGGCAGUCUUCGGGCCCGCAUUCUGUACGAUGGCUCGCUAUAUACCGAGCAGAGUGUCGUCGGUCUUUUGAACCAUUUUAAGCGUGUGAUUGAGGGGUUACUCGACUGCUCCAAUAGUCAAAUGCAGCAAGUUAGAAACCGUAUAAUUCUGGAAGAAGAGAAAAAAACGCUUUUAAGUCCAUCGAAACAAGAGCGAGGAAGGGACUAUCAAGGAUAUGAUACAGUCAAAGAUGCUUUUGAAGCUGCUGCAGCGAAGUGGCCAGAUUUAACAGCUUUGGAGUCAACCUGUGGUUCAAUGACUUAUCGAGAGUUGGAUGAAUCUGCUAAUAAGCUGGCCAGCCAUCUCCGGUCCAUAACAAACCCUGGAGAUGUUGUUGGUAUUCUUACCGAUGGAUCCCUCCACUGGGUUGUAGCUAUUCUGUCUGCUCUCAAAGCGGGCUGUAUAUGCUGUCCCAUUGACGUUAGUCUUCCAGCAGCACGGAUUGAAGUCAUCAUCCAACAAAGCGGUGCCACCAUUUUUAUCGCCGCCAACAAAGAUUGCGCACGAGUGAUUCAAGCUUUACAAGGAAGUCGUAUCAUAGUUUCUGACGAGUUUCUCGCGUCGUGCAAAACACCAUCAUCUUCACCUGGAACCGUUUCAAAGCCGAAAGACGUCAUCUAUCUUGUUUUCACUUCGGGAAGCACUGGUAUUCCAAAAGGUGUUGCUUUGCAUAACCGUAGCAUUCUUAUGGUCAUCGACGAUGAAGUAAACCGAAUGUUCUCUAGGCCUGGUCGCCGACAUGCUCAAGUCUACGCUCUCGGCUUCGACGUAGUGCUCGUUGAGCUAUUUGGAUCAAUAUGUUAUGGUGGGACACUAGUUUUGAAAGACCCCAGUGAUCCUCUUGGGCACCUCAAGCGUGUAGAUGCAACCUAUUCUACGCCAUCACUGCUAGCAGCUCUGUCGCCAGAAGAAUUCUCCAACGUCGAAACGAUUGGUCUUGCUGGAGAGCCUGUUCCCCAAAGCCUCGCAGAUAGAUGGUCACAUAAGCGCUUGUUCAAUUUUUACGGACCGAGCGAGUGUGGGCCUAUCUCGACUCGAACUGAGCUUCGCCCUGGAGAGCAAGUCACCAUCGGAAAAGUCGUCCCCCAUCUGGAUAUCUACCUAUUAGACCAUCACCAGUGUUUAGUUCCCAUUGGAGUCACAGGAGAGAUUUACAUCUCUGGAGAACAAAUUACUGACGGAUACUGGAAUCUACAAACCGAAACUUUGAAUGCAUUUGUUCCAAACCCUUUCUCUCUUGGCAAAGUAAUGUAUAAGACUGGAGAUCUCGGUUAUUGGACACAAGACAUGAAAGUGGCCUACGUGGGACGAAUUGACAACCAGGUAAAAUUGCGAGGAUACCGAAUUGAAAUGGAAGAAGUCGAAAGCGCUCUUAUGCGUGCAGAUUCCUCUAUACAAAGCGCUGUUGCAAUUGUCGUCGACCGUGUCCGUCUUGUAGCCUUUGUCACGCCAAGUACUGUUGAUGUUUUAUCAGCUGGACGAAUGGUCAAGAAGUUUCUACCCGCUUACGCUUGUCCUGCGCAGGUAAUAGCGAUAGAAUCCUUGCCACAGUCGUCUAAUCUCAAAAUUGACCGCAAAGCUCUUCGGGAGUUGGCUACUGAAAACCUGGACCAAGGAGAUGCACCGUCAACGCCGACAGAAAAGUUGAUAGCAGAAAUUUGGAGAAAAGUUCUCGACUUCCAAGGUCAUAAUAAUGAGCGAAAAAUUUCCCGAGAUGAUGAUUUCUUGGCCAUUGGUGGAAACUCUCUACUAGCUAUCAAGGCAGCUCGUUUAAUCGCUGAGCGCACAGGUCAUCACACUCCGGUGCCACUUCUCAUCAGAGAAACAGUUCUAUCAAAUCUUGCAAAAGAAAUCGAUCGAUUUGCAGCUCUUGAUGAGCUAGAGGAUGGAAUUACUACAUUCAAGUCGUUCCUAUCCACUCUGUCCGCUCCGCCAAGUAUAAUGGCAGCACAAAUACCGUCGCAACUCGAAGAAGAAUUUUAUUUAUGGCACAUCAUGUCGAACACGAAGUCGCUCUUCAACACCGCAUUCCAAUUCAUCAUUAAAGAAAACCCAAUUCUUCGAGCUCGCUAUGUCCUCAAAGAAGGGUUCAUCUACCGGCUCGUCAGCGAUAAAGUUACUCCACCUUUGGUCUUCUCGGGGCGAUCUAUAGGUUCCAAGGACCUACAGGCCCUGAUAGAUAAACCUUUUGACCUGGCCCAUGACCAACUCAUUAGGGCGGUUAUCUGUGCAGAGAAAGAUGAGCAUGCUACGACAAAGACGUCGCUCUCACUUAUAACGCAUCACAUCGUUACAGAUAAGGCAUCGCUUGCCCUUUUGCUACAAUCAAUUAGUCAGAAAUACCUGGCAGCAGCCGAUGCCGCAGUUUGCAAUGGGCAAGCUGUUGAUGAAAAUACGCACAAGGGCACCUAUCUCGAAUGGACGCAGUGGCUUCAAAAGAACAGUUCCCUACCUGCAACGCCAACAAAAUUAGCGAAGCGAGAAUUUUGGAACGAUCGUGUUAGAAGAAUAGAGACAAUUCCGUUAUUAAGCAAACAUGAACUUGGAAGGCCGGGUCAUGAGAUACCUGGUUAUGAAUCCAUCAUCAUCUCAACUACGGAUGGUAAGGGCUUUUCGCAGCGUAUGGCCCUAGCUGCGUCCGCAAUUACACUUUAUACAGUGUUCGGUUACAGCGACAUUGUAUUAGGAAUUCCAUAUAUGAAUCGAGACGAGCCUGGGGCGGCGAACAUUAUGGGCCUCCUUCUCGACAGGCUACCAUUGCGCAUAAAACUCGAUGAUAAUAACAUGGUGGACUCCAGUAAGCUCAUCAACGAUAUCGUGUCGGAAAUUAACCUUUCGGUUGAAAACCAGAUGCCUUAUUCAGAAAUUUUACAAUUGGCAAAAGAUCGGAGAUCUCUCUUUGAUGUUGUGGUUAUUUAUCACUGGCAGUCUGAUGCACUGGAGCAUUCCCUCAAGAUACCUGGCGCUCAGGUUUCGAGCGAACGCAUUCGAACGCGAGGAGCCAAAUUUACAUUGCAGCUAGAAUUUAGCGAGCAGGAUGAUGGACUGCACUGCGGCAUCGAGUACAAUGCUGGCGUUCUGUCUCCGCCGCAAAUGGCAGCGAUUAUGUCCUUCAUCCCGACCGUCUUCAAGGGCCUUCUAUCUGGCUCGGCACCGGCUGAAAUUCUUUUCUCAUUCAGGCUAUUGAAUGACUACGAUCCAUUGGAAGCUAUGCCGUCUUAUCACAAGAGGGUUAAUGAAGUUCGCAAGGCUUUUUCUGAGGCACUAGGCAUUCAGACAGAGGGCAUUACACCCGAGACGACACUGUAUGACCUGGGAGGAACAUCUAUAACAGCACUCCGGCUUCACUAUUUAUUAGGCGAGAAUGGGUUACGUGGAGAUUUGUGCGAUAUACUUAGAGCGCCUUCUCUAGGAGAGAUUGCCUGGAUGUUCCAGUAA
Messenger RNA from Trichoderma breve, 6165 nucleotides. Its product is annotated as AMP-binding enzyme domain-containing protein. Bases 1 to 6165 code for a protein of 2054 amino acids. Gene Ontology annotation, cellular component: cytoplasm. Gene Ontology annotation, molecular function: phosphopantetheine binding; catalytic activity. Lineage: Eukaryota; Fungi; Ascomycota; Sordariomycetes; Hypocreales; Hypocreaceae. The record is from RefSeq and is a predicted model, not a curated record. The transcript is spliced from 5 exons. Gene Ontology annotation, biological process: secondary metabolite biosynthetic process; amino acid activation for nonribosomal peptide biosynthetic process.